AUGACUGAAGGAUAUAAACUUGGUGAUUUAGUUUGGGCUAAGAUGAAGGGUUUCAGCCCUUGGCCAGGCCGGGUAUCAAUACCAACUCCUGAAUUGAAGCAUCCAAAAAAAGGAAUGUCUGUGCAAUGCAUUUAUUUCUUUGGAACCAAUAAUUAUGCAUGGAUAGAAGAGCAUAAUAUUAAACCUUACCAAGAACAUAAGGAGCAAUUGAUUAAAUCAAGCAAGUCAGCCGCAUUCAAAGAGGCCUGCAAUCAGAUCGAAGACUAUAUAGUUCAUCCUGAGAACUUUGGCGAAAUUGACGAACAUGUCCGUGAUCCCGACGAGGAGUUUGACAAGAUGAGGGAUGUGCUCAGGAAGGAGAGCACGGAGUCCGUACCCAAGGAGGAGGCCACUCCUGAAGUGAAGAAAGAAAAGAAGAGCUCUACGCCCAAGAUUCGUUUGGGUUCUAAGGUGAAGGCUGUUAAGCGUUCUUCGUCGACUGGUCUGAAAUCCACGCCCAGGAAAAUGGCGAAGGCGUCCCGUUCGUUUACGGACUCUGACUUGGCGAAUGAUAAGCCGUCGAUGCUGAACCACUCGUUCUCGAAGAAGUCAAGUCUUCUGCAGCGGCCGUCGAAUAUAUUGAGACCUGAAACACCGCCCCUGGAUCUCGAGAACGUAUCUGAGACGCUCCUGGAGAAGAACAUAAAGGCGAGUCAAAUGAAAUUCGGCUUCCUCGGCCUGGGAAUUAUGGGGAGUGGAAUUGUCAAGAAUUUGCUCAACUCCGGUCAUAAGGUCCUUGUGUGGAAUCGUACUGCUGCCAAGGUAAGUGUAGAUGUAGAUUCCAGGUGUCCUGGAAUAGAAGGUUUAGAAGUUAAAUUAAUGAAUAUAGAAUUUGGGACCAGCUAG
Molecule: messenger RNA, 885 nt
Organism: Pieris macdunnoughi
Lineage: Eukaryota; Metazoa; Arthropoda; Insecta; Lepidoptera; Pieridae
Source: the annotation of a GenBank genome assembly